AUGCAUAAGGAAAGUUAUGCCAUCUACAUUUACAAAGUGUUGAAGCAAGUACAUCCCGAUACUGGUAUUUCCUCAAAGGCCAUGAGUAUCAUGAACAGUUUUGUUAAUGAUAUUUUCGAACGUAUUGCCGCUGAAGCAUCUCGUUUGGCUCAAUACAACAAACGUUCGACCAUCACCAGUCGGGAAAUUCAAACUGCCGUCCGUCUAUUGUUGCCCGGUGAAUUGGCUAAGCACGCUGUCAGUGAAGGCACCAAGGCUGUAACCAAAUACACCAGCUCCAAGUAAAUUUUAUUUA
Calliphora vicina (urban bluebottle blowfly) is the source of this 295-nucleotide messenger RNA. Its product is annotated as histone H2B-like. The record is from RefSeq and is a predicted model, not a curated record. The coding region runs from base 1 to 285 and encodes 94 amino acids. The transcript has a single exon. Gene Ontology annotation, molecular function: protein heterodimerization activity; structural constituent of chromatin; DNA binding. NCBI's taxonomy places the organism in Eukaryota, Metazoa, Arthropoda, Insecta, Diptera, Calliphoridae. Gene Ontology annotation, cellular component: nucleosome.